AUGGGCAAUAAACCACCUCCUCCUCCUCAACCACCCAAGACUGUUAAAGAAAUGGUUAAAGAAUUCUCAAGAACAAUUAGAAAAUUGUAAAGGGAAUUUAAUAGAGAGAUUAUGAGAAUGGAAAUGUAAAGCAAGAAGCUUAAGACUGAUUUAGAGAAAUCAGUUAAAGCAAAAGAACCUAAGGCUACGUAAAGAAUGUUAGCAGCAGCUAUAUUAAGAAAUUAGCAAUAUGUUCAAAAAUAUUAGAGACUAGACGCCUAAAUGAAUGAUGUCAUGUUCCAAUUAAACUCAGCAGCAACCACAGAAACAUUAGUAUAAGUGAUGUCAGGAAUGUCAAAGAUGAUGAAGUAGGCAAAUUCAGCCAUAGAUGUCAAGAAUGUUUAAUAGGCUAUCGAGAUAUUUUCGAUAGAGAGCGAAAAACAGAAUUUCUUACAAGAGUAAAUUGGCGAAAUCAUGAAUGAGGACCAGGAUGAGUAUAAUGAUGAAAAUGCUGACAAGUACAUAUAAGAAGUGGAAGCCAAAAUUGCUGGAGCUGGCAAUGGCGGUGGAGGACUUAAAUAGAAUAACCUGAUAUAACCUAUGCAGCAACAACAAUAGUAAUAAUAAGUAAACCCUCAAGAGAAUUUGGACGAUCUAGAUGCCAAACUAAAAGCAUUGUGAGAUAUAUAUAUAUAUCAUCUAAUAAUAUUGUAUUGGUUCA
Paramecium tetraurelia is the source of this 700-nucleotide messenger RNA. RefSeq lists its product as uncharacterized. Gene Ontology annotation, cellular component: ESCRT III complex; multivesicular body. The record is from RefSeq and is a predicted model, not a curated record. Gene Ontology annotation, biological process: protein transport; late endosome to vacuole transport; endosome transport via multivesicular body sorting pathway. The transcript is spliced from 5 exons. NCBI's taxonomy places the organism in Eukaryota, Ciliophora, Oligohymenophorea, Peniculida, Parameciidae.